Struthio camelus australis is the source of this 4989-nucleotide messenger RNA. Lineage: Eukaryota; Metazoa; Chordata; Aves; Struthioniformes; Struthionidae. The record is from RefSeq and is a predicted model, not a curated record.
CGCAGGCCCCGCGGCUGCCGUGGCGCCGUGGGCUUUGGGCUCAGGCCUCACAACUGUGGCACCGCGUUUUGAGGUCAGGUCCCGCGGCCGUGGUGGUGCUCUGGGCUUUGAGCUCAGCUGCGGCCGAGGUGCUGCUGCACAUCGACAGCUUGAGGCCUUGAUCCGGCCGUGGGGUGGGAUGGCAGUGAGUCAGUGUAAUGAUUUUUAUGCCAUUUCCCCCCCGUCUUGAGACAAAUGUGUAUGUUGCACCUUGUGGCCUUGACUGAGGGCUCUCACAGCGUGGAGAAGCUGUUGCUUUUGCGUGGUGAUUUUAAUGCAUCUCUUAUCGGGAUGCAUUGAGCCUGGGUCACUCAGUCCAGUGUAGCUGCAGAGGGGAGGAGGUAGGGAGAUGCAGUGAGUUUUAAGAGUGCUAGGAUCCUGAUUUUAGACAGUGUUGCGUCACCAAUGCAUUUGAUACCUUGCUAGGAAAUGUUGAUAAAACAUUGGCUUGUGAUUAUAGGUUGUUGUUAUUUCCCAUUCCAAAACAAGGUCAAAAAUGAGAAAUGUCUUAUUUUUACAACUGAUCAUAGACAGCAUGUUGCAAAGUACAGAAUUGGGCAGCUGUACAUGAUAAGCAAGCAUAGCCAUGAGCAGAGCGACCGAGGUGAAGGGGUGGAAGUGGUGCAGAAUGAACCCUAUGAAGAUCCCAAUUAUGGCAAUGGUCAGCUAACAGAAAAACGGGUCUAUCUCAACAGCAAACUACCUAGCUGGGCUAGAGCAGUUGUUCCCAAAAUAUUUUAUGUUACAGAGAAGGCUUGGAAUUACUAUCCUUAUACAAUCACAGAAUACACAUGUUCAUUUUUGCCUAAAUUCUCCAUUCAUAUAGAAACAAAAUAUGAGGACAACAAAGGAAGCAAUGACAGUAUUUUUGACAAAGAAGCUAAAGACCUUGAGCGAGAAGUCUGCUUUAUUGAUAUUGCCAGCGAUGAUAUUCCCGAGCGCUAUUACAAAGAAUCAGAGGACCCUAAAUAUUUCAAGUCACAGAAGACUGGGAGAGGUCACUUAAAGGAAGGCUGGAGAGAGACUCAUCAGCCAAUUAUGUGUUCCUACAAACUUGUGACUGUGAAAUUUGAAGUUUGGGGACUUCAAACCAGAGUGGAGCAAUUUGUACACAAGGUGGUCAGAGAUAUACUAUUGAUUGGUCACCGGCAGGCUUUUGCCUGGGUUGAUGAGUGGUACGAUAUGACUAUGGAUGAUGUUCGAGAAUACGAGAAAAAUAUGCAUGAAAAAACCAACAUUAAAGUUUGCAAUCAACAUUCAUCUACUGUGGAUGAAAUAGAGAGCCAUGCCAAAGCAAGAGUAUGUCAAUUUUUAAAACAUAUUGCCUGCUCUCAGCUAAUAUACCUGCACAGAUCAGAGAAGAGCAACCAACUUUCAACCAACUGAUCUUGCUGACCAAUCAGUGCGAUUUUGGAGAAUUUUUGCUUCAAUAGGAACAGAAUCUUUCUCCAGGAAGUGCAAUCCUGCAUUGCCUUUGCACUGUAAACUGCCACUGAUGUAAGAAAGGGUGGGGUUGGACUCAUACACAACUCCCUGUCUUCCAGGAAAACAAAAUUCUCAAAUUUCAGUUGGAUGCCUAAAGGGGAAUUUAAGUAUCAGUUUUACCUUCUAUUGUUUGAAUAGUUUAAAAGUCAUGCAAAAGUUCAGAGUGCAUUAGUCAAAGAGCCAAGAACAUGGAGAGUGGAAAAUUUCUGUGGGACUGAUAAAACAGUUUGCUUCACCAGGAAAAAAAUCUAAGGGAUUAUUGACUUAUUUGAAUAUAAUUUUAAUGCUGUCGUUGAUUAGCUACCAACAAGGUGGGAAGAAGUAUUUUCAAAAAUACAUAGCUGAGCAGUUUGUGGGGAGGGGCAGGUUUCUAUGUAGGUGUUUUCAUUCAGAUUCUGGAAACUCCAUAAAGAAUUUAGGUUCCUAACUUAAGUAUCUAAAUUAGAUGCCUGGAGUUGGAAAUUAUUAGUAUCUGCAAAUAAAAGAAAUACAGUGACCUUUGCUUUUAAAAAUAUUAUUUUUCUUUUGUUUCUACUAACUGAGCCAGAGAACUCAGUGAUGGUUUUACCCAUGUACUGAGUAUUGGGCAAGGCAUUAAGGGCUAAAUCUUAAAUCCUGAAGUCUUUCCGUUGAUUUUAUUCAGUGAAAGUUCUCACCAGUCUGAGAAGAUGUUAAGCAAUACCUAGGAGGUUUAUACUUGUAUUUAUAUUGCUGCAAUACCAUUAACAUCAAGGUUACUCCUUACCCGAUUACUGAACUGAGAAUCAGUUCUGACAUUGGCUCUACAUUCCAGGAUUUAGCUUUGAAUAAAAAGUCUGCCAUUCUUAGUUAGUUUGCAUGUAGCAAAAUUGCCAUUGAGGUCAGGACAGAAUUUGUUAUUUAUGAGUGGAAAAAAAAGAGGGAGAGAGAGAGAGAGAGAGAGAAGUCACAUAUUUCUGCAUACAUCUUAGCUCAGGGUAAGGAUUACUUUUACUUGAGUGAUUAUCAGCACGGAAUUGAAUUUGAAGAGAGCAUAAGCUAAAAAGCAAAACUUAACUGAAGGGGCAAUGAGUAGUUCAUGUCUGAGUUUAGAAUGGACUGUCCUGGAGGAUACCACUUAAGCAAGACUUUAAUCGAUCUUUUUUUCUCUUUAAUGGCCAUUAAACUGAAAAAUCUUCCUGUCCAAUUUCACUCUCUUUCCUUCAAGACAAGUUUUGUUAUUUUUUUGUACAGAAGUCCUCAAUCAAAAAAAUAGCUGAAGUGAAUGCAUGGUCUCCCUCUGAUGUCAGUGUGCUUUUGAAUGAUUCAAGUUCAGAAACACUACAUGCACUGUUUUAGAGUGAAACAAAAUGUAAAUGAGCAAAACAGGUUCAAAUCUAUCUCCAACAAAAGUAGGUACAGUUCCUCUGAGACCAUCUGUUUUAUUUCCACCACUUAUCUCAGCUUUGAAAAUAGCUUAGUCUUCACUCCUAGUAACUGGCACUGCUUUGUAGGCUGAAAAAGUCCCUGGGAUGUAAUCUAGAGGGAAGAGAGAAGGCAGCUGGCAACAUGUGUGGUUUUGUUAAUUUAAUAUGAUGUUGUAAUACAACAUAAAGCCUCUUUCACAUAACAUUUUGCAGCCAAGGCUACAGAUGCAUGCAGCUGGGUAAUAUUAAAAAGUGUCAAUGUACUGGAAGUGUAGGAUUUUGCCAUACAUAUGGUAAAUGCUAUUGCCAGUCUAUGUUUCAGACACCCAAAUGUGCAAGAAUUUUAAAUUGAUUAAAAAGUUAGUAUUUUUAUUUCUGGUUUUUGAGCUUUCAGAGCUCAGAGAAUCUAUAAACUGCUUUUAUGAGACCUGACUGUCCAGUAUUACUCUGGACUCUGUCUUGAAGAAAGAAGUGCCAAAUAGCACGAGAUCUAGAAUGAAGUCAUACCAAUUGAAAGCACUCGUAAGGAAAGAAUAGAGAAUGGUAGUAGGAAUGUAUUUAUCAGUGAGUACAGACGCUCAGUAAACCGUGUUCCCUGUUGCACGAUUAUGGAACGUAAGUUAUCCCCAUCCUACCACACUCUACAGGUUUCUUCUUUCCCCCUCAACAUCACCUGAGUCAUCCUUACAGGGGGUCCUGAGUGUGGAGCUGGGGAGCAGCAAGUAAGCAAAACUAUCAUUCAUACAGAAAGAUACAUGUCAGUACAGAAGACUGACAUUCAUACAGAAAUGUUAACAGAACUCUGUUGACUGCUUGACUGCUUUUUGAAAAAUACCUCCCAAGGGUCUUAUCAUUAUUUAGGAAAAAAUAGCGAAAACUUACAAGGGAUUUUAUUGGACUUUUUGACCGUGCCUUUUUUCUGUCUUGUAGUAGUCAACUGUUCCAAGCAGAGACACUGUUUAGCAGAUAACGAUUUUCUCUGUUCUAGCUGGGGUAGAUUUGAUAUGCUGAGUUUCAUUCUGUGAAUCCUUCAAAUAAAUUCACUAAUCUAACAUGAUGUUCAGUGAAAAUCAGUAAAUUUAUUUGAAUUGUCACAGUGAACAUCUUACAGGCAAUGCAGACAAGAACCAGUGAAUUUAAGAUCUUGCUGAUUUUUUUGCUCAGUGUAUCCGUUUGUAGCGGAUGUCAUUCAUUCAGGAUAUUAUUAGAAAAGUUUUGCAUCGCUCAGCUUCAAACACGUUUAUUGUGAGAUAGCUCUGCCCUCUUGUGGGUUUCUACAGCACUGUGACACAUUUGUCACGCUCACUGCUCUUAAAGCAGCAAUCUGUGGUUCUGCUUUUCCAUUGCAAAGUGGCUUUAACCAGUCUCACCUACUCUCAUUUUGCAUCUAUUUUCCAGGGAAUUAAGAAGCAGUGGAUUUGUCAGUUGCCCAUAAAUAUUUAAGUAUUGCUUCUGGAUGGGAAAGUUAGAAAGUGGGUUGUGGCUUUAUCAAAUCAGAAGGAAUUCUUUAGGCUUUAUUAGUGGAAAGGCAUACUGUCCUCAGGCUGCAUGCAACUGCAACUAGAAAUCAAUGGAAGCUGUGCUUGAGGGGAGAGAAUUUUUCAUCCCUUGAUAAUUACAGUAAGCAAACAAUGUAACUGUGCUGGUGCCAGCCCUUUAUCUGGUUCCUGCUCACAAUCUAGAUCCAAAAAAAAACUUUCUAUCAGUUUUCUUUUGUUUAAAGUUCAGAAAAACGCUACUUGCUUUCCCUGUAUCUAAGUCUAUUCUUUAACUGCCAGCAAAAUAGCUUGAUUUUUCUAGCAAUUUCAGAGGUAGCACUCUUUAUUCAGUUCAGAUGCAGGAAGAAGAAGUAUUAGUAUGUAAUUAACAUACCUAACUUCCAGUUUUUUUUAAACUGGUUGCUUAUUUUACUCCAAUCAAUGCAUUACAAUAGGGAGCCACUCAUAUGGAGAAUCAUUUAGCAUAAGCAUGAUAGGCAUUCAUUUCCUGAUUUAGAAUUUGGACAGAAGUAGUUUAACUGAGUUAAUGAAAUCAUCAUUUGAAAUGAUUCUAACUUGCCAUUUAUCUUUCUUUUCUUCUU